This is a messenger RNA of Eimeria mitis, 1011 nucleotides long. RefSeq lists its product as uncharacterized. The coding region runs from base 1 to 1011 and encodes 336 amino acids. The record is from RefSeq and is a predicted model, not a curated record. NCBI's taxonomy places the organism in Eukaryota, Apicomplexa, Conoidasida, Eucoccidiorida, Eimeriidae. The transcript has 2 exons.
AUGGCAGAAUUUUCUUCUUCAGAUCAAUUCACUCUUCCUCCCUCAGCGACAGCUGUAGCUGCUGCGCCUGUUGCAGCAGCAGCAGCAGCAGCAGAAGCUGCUGCAGAAGCUGCUGCUGCUGACGACGAGUAUAGGCCCAGCCUUCACGAGGCGACGCAGCCAACUUCCCUUAACAAAUCAGACCACAGUCCUGAUAGGACGGGAAGCGUGGGAGGAAGCAGAAGCAGCAGCAGCAACAGCAGCAGAAGCAGCAGCAGAAGCAGCAGCGGAAGCAGCAGCAGAAGCAACAACAGGAUGAAUUUUAGCGGCAGCGGCAGCAGCAGCGUGGAGGGGCAGCUGCUACGUCAUCUGUUCGGACCGCUGCAACAGCAGCAGCAGCAGCAACAGCAGCAGCAGCAGGGUACAGCAGCAGAUUCUUCUUCUUUCUUCUCUUCUGGCUAUGUCUCUUCCUCAGAAAGCAGACUGGGCUCAAACCCCUUGGGGGCCCCCUCUGAAGGGGACGGCAGCAGCAGCAGCGACAACAGCAGCAACAGCUGCAGCAGAGGACCCUCAACAGAGGCCCCUGAUGGGGCCCCUGCUGCACUCACCAGCACGAGAGGCAGCAGACGCCGCAGCUUUAGGCGGCUUCGGUCCCGGCGGCAGCGGCCGCUCGGAGAACAGCAGCAGCAGCAGCAGCAGCAGCAAUGGAACAGCAGCAGCAGCAACUGCAGCAGAAGCAGCAGGGGAUCGAGGACGUCUUCAGUGGAUGCCUUGGAGAGGACAGACCCCAUGACCAGCAGCAGCAGCAGCAGCAGCAGCAGCCGGCGCAGCAGCGUAUGCAGCAGCAUCGGCAGCAGCGGCAGGAGCAGCAGCAGGAGCAGCAGCAGCAGCAGCAGAAUGGUUGACACCGACGGUGUUUCCUCAUCUGGAGAGGAGGACAACCGUAGAGAAGAAAGUGCUGCUGCAGCAGAAACAGCCAGCAGCAGCAGAAACGUAAUUCAUGUUCAACUUUACCUGGAGAUUAUUUUUUAG